Messenger RNA from Aethina tumida (small hive beetle), 581 nucleotides. It is a transcript of the gene PDCD-5, whose product is annotated as programmed cell death protein 5. The coding region runs from base 110 to 502 and encodes 130 amino acids. Gene Ontology annotation, cellular component: nucleus; cytosol. The record is from RefSeq and is a predicted model, not a curated record. NCBI's taxonomy places the organism in Eukaryota, Metazoa, Arthropoda, Insecta, Coleoptera, Nitidulidae. The transcript has 3 exons. Gene Ontology annotation, molecular function: DNA binding.
UAUAUUCUAACCUUUGACGUCCAUUCUAUUUAUUGCACCUUUAACAAAUGGUCACAUUUUAGUCUGUAACUAGUUGUACAUUUUUAUACAUUGUUGAAAAUCAUUAAAAAUGGCAGAUCCAGAACUGGAAGAAAUCCGUAAACAAAGACUCGCUCAAAUGCAGUCACAGUAUAAGGGGGAUGCCGGUAGUGCCCAAAAGGCGAAAGAGGAACAAGCAAAAGCACAAGAAGAAGCUAAGAAUUCAAUUUUGAUACAAAUUAUGGAUCAAGCCGCAAGGGCACGUUUAAACACUCUUAUGCUAACAAAACCUGAAAAAGGAAAAAUGGUAGAGAACAUGAUUGUUCGAAUGGCACAAACUGGUCAGAUCUGUACUAAAAUUGGUGAAACUGAGUUAAUAAAUAUACUCGAAAAUGUCAACUCACAGUUGCCUCAGAACAAAACGUCUGUAAAGUUUGACAGAAGAAGAGCUGCUUUGGAUUCAGAUGAUGAAUUAGAUUUCUAAGUGCAAGAAUCAAUUUUAACUUCACAAUAAACACAAUUUAUAUUCAAAUAUUAUUAUUUAAUUAAACAAUUCAUGAGAA